AUAAAGAAGCAAGGAGACAGGAAGGCCACCUUGAGUGUUAAUCAGGCAAAGAUGGUGCUGGACUGGGAUACAGUACAGGAAUCUGGUGACUCAGGUCCGUCUACAGUGGGUCUUUUCUCCACACCAGGAAUGGGCAAGUUUAUGGCUAAAGCCCCCCUAGUUCUAGAAACUGAGGAGCAGUCAGUUCUGAAUGAGACACACAAGGGCAUGUUGCAGGAAGUCUCCCCUGUCCUGCUCUCAGAUGUCAUCUCCGUCUUUGUGAACGAUAAUAACACCCAGAACCUAAGCUCCCCAGUCACCUUCAUCUUCAAGCAUACAGUGACCCCAAGGCCAAAGCAGAAGGUGUUCUGUGUCUUCUGGGAGCCUGGCCAGAAUGGAAGUGGUCAUUGGUCCACCAAAGGCUGCUGGAGGGUGGGUACUAUAGACACCAGCACCACCUGCCAAUGCAGCCACCUCAGCAGCUUUGCCGUCCUCAUGGCCCACUAUGAUGUGCAGCAGUAG
Molecule: messenger RNA, 501 nt
Organism: Myotis davidii
Lineage: Eukaryota; Metazoa; Chordata; Mammalia; Chiroptera; Vespertilionidae
Product: adhesion G protein-coupled receptor E2-like
Exons: 4
Coding region: 52-501 (149 amino acids)
Biological process (GO): adenylate cyclase-activating G protein-coupled receptor signaling pathway
Cellular component (GO): membrane
Molecular function (GO): G protein-coupled receptor activity
Source: RefSeq, a predicted model, not a curated record